Messenger RNA from Astyanax mexicanus (Mexican tetra), 2385 nucleotides. Its product is annotated as zinc finger protein 180. The transcript has 2 exons. Gene Ontology annotation, cellular component: nucleus. The coding region runs from base 55 to 1092 and encodes 345 amino acids. NCBI's taxonomy places the organism in Eukaryota, Metazoa, Chordata, Actinopteri, Characiformes, Acestrorhamphidae. The record is from RefSeq and is a predicted model, not a curated record.
AAGCGGCGCUGUUUUCACACCGCUGCCCCUCCUGUUCAAAACAAAAGGAAGAAGAUGGCAGAGAGUCCGUUCUCCAUGGCCUGCGCCGGAAAAAUGGCUCAUCUGGAGACGCUGAACUCGUUCUUCUGCGAGCGCCUGAUGGCCGUGGCCGCGGAGAUCUUCCAGGCGGUGAAGGACACGCUGUCCGAGUACCAGGAGGAGCUGGAGCGGAACAAGCAGGAGGUUAUUUAUCUCAGGAAAAUGCUAGCUGAGGUUAGCAUCAGCAGCGUAGCAGAUGUACCGACCAUCCAGGCUGACGGCACUAUUCUCGAACAGCCGAGCUGUCACCAAGACCCACUGGACUCAGAACCAUCAGUAAUCCAAGUAAAGCUGGAGCUCAGUAAUGCAGAGCAGGACCCUGAACCACAGCAGCCACUGAGUGACUGCGUACCCUCCUGCUGUGUCCCUGUAGAUGCUGAAACACCUCAAGAGCCGCCUCAGCACAGAGCUGUCGACAUGGAGGAUGAGGUAGAAGAAGCGUGUGCGACUUUGGAGUCGCACAUCGCUGUCAAACUAGAGCGCCCUGACUCACAAACGUUCUGUGCAGACGAGAUGAACCCCUGCCUGGUCCAGAACGAAAGCUUGUGGAACCAGUUCAGGCCUGUCGAUGAUGAGCCAGGCCCGCACCGUUCUUCCCAGUGUGACUUCGCUCAUCACGCGUUUCACUUGCAGAGCUUGCCUACGGAGAAUGUGUUUCCUCAUAAGGUGUCUGAAAAGCCUUCCAGAGGUGGGCAUAUGAAGACACGAAGGGGAGCGCACCAUAAAACCAGAGCUUUCCGCUGUGAUCUGUGCGGAAAGUGCUACAGCACUUCAUAUGCGCUUAAACUCCACCUGAGGACUCACACAGGAGAGCGGCCAUUUACCUGCAAGUUCUGCAUCAAGACAUUUAAUCAGAAAGCACACGCCAAGGUGCACGAGAGGAUCCACACAGGGGAGAAACCGUAUAGCUGUUCAGCAUGCGGAAAACAUUUCAAUCGGACGUAUCAAGUCAAAGUGCACAUUCGAAAUUAUCACCCUGACCAGGUGGCUACUAUUAUCAAGAGUCGGCAAUAAAAACAACACUUUGAAAAGCUCUUAGGCUAUGUUCACACAGCAGGUAAAAUAAAACAAAUCUGAUUUGUUUUCUUCAUUGUGAUACAGGUGUGUUAUUUGUGUGGCAUAGUGAACAACAAUAAGUGCAUUUAAAAUUGGAAAACUCCAAUGUGUGGUAUUGAAACGUGAUGCAGAUUUCUGGCAGUGGAUUUUUACAUCAAGAAGAAGUUGAAAUGUCUAAGGUAAAGGGAAAAUGAAAAACAGUGGCCACUUUACCUGCUGUGUGAAAUGUAGUAUUUAGUCUAGUAUUUAAUGUUUCCCAUGUCAGGAAUCAUAUAUUUUUGUUCUGCUUGACCAGAAGGAGUGAUGUAUUUCAUUGUAUUCUAUUGUAUGCUGUUUUUUCAGCAAUGAAGGAAAAAUAUUAACACAUUGUAGAGAUUCUUGUUUGUGGUGCACCUCGUAUAAAUAUCAGAAUCCAAUAUUUUUAAAUGUAUAUUUCUGCCGAUAUGUAGACAUUGGGCAUUCCAGAAGAGUAUAGCACAUCAUGGUUGUUGUGCAAAACCUUUGUAUCUCCUAUUGCUUAUUUCCAUUUUUUGACUUAAUUUGAAUUUGACAAAUGUUCUUUCUGUUCUUUACUGACUUUCAUCAAAUUCAUGCCAUUUCGGAAGUACAAGUUCUUUUUUUUUGAGUGAGUUAAAUGUAGAUAUAUUUUAGCCAUGCUUGUGUAGAGUAAAGGAAAUGUAUCACAAAAUUAUGGAUGCUCAAUUAUGGAUGCACUUUCAGAGUUUGGGUAAAAAAAGUGAAAGGAAACUUCAAAAAGUUCCUUUUGGCCAGAUGUUAAAUGUUCUUUCAGUUUCAGCCAAAAUCAUUUGAUUUAUGCGGAACCCUAAACAAAAUAUUGGUUCAGUUUAUUAGCCAACUGUAACCAUACAAAAAUAGCUUAUUUUAUACAGGUACCUGCUGUCUGAUCUAAUUAGACAUCCCUGGAUUUGACACUUUAAUGCAUUUGAUGUAUCUUCUUGUGGUGUGGAGUAUUCUUGUUUAAUAUAUUUCUAUAUUCUCUAGUCAUUCUAAGACAAAAAAAAUCUGCAAUAUUUAAUGCAAUUUCAACACAGUACAUUGCUGAUUUCCUUUUUUUUUCAUACUAAAGUCACAAUCAUUCUCUUGUUCAUUAUUUUGUGUGUUUUUAUAUUUACAGUGUAAAUUACAGUAUGUAAAAUGAAACUUAACCAAAGCAUUCAAAUUCUAUAAAAAAAAUGUAUAUUAAUAAUCAGAUACAGCACAUAUAUAUUUCCUCUGCCCCUUUUUUUUUUA